Molecule: messenger RNA, 1534 nt
Organism: Rattus norvegicus (Norway rat)
Lineage: Eukaryota; Metazoa; Chordata; Mammalia; Rodentia; Muridae
Source: RefSeq, a predicted model, not a curated record
CCGCCCAAUCUCUUCUGUCUGUCAAUGCAGCUCUAGUGGGCGGGGCCCGCUGCAGCAAGGACGAGAGAAGGCCAGCUCGGAACCGGAUGGCGGAUGAGAUGUCUGAACCUCGGCGUGUGGGCUUCGUAGGUGCUGGUCGCAUGGCGGAAGCCAUUGCCCAAGGCCUCAUCCGAGCAGGCAAAGUAGAAGCAAAGCAAGUGCUGGCCAGUGCACCAACAGACAAGAACCUCUGCCACUUCAGGGCUCUGGGUUGCCAGACUACUCACUCCAACCACGAGGUGCUGCAAAACUGCCCACUCGUCAUCUUUGCCACCAAACCCCAAGUCCUGCCAGCUGUUCUGGCAGAAGUGGCCCCUGUAGUCACCACUGAGCACAUCAUUGUAUCCGUGGCUGCUGGGAUCUCUCUGAGCUCUAUGGAGGAGGCCCCGUCUCUUAGGCUGCCUGAUACUGAACUCUCUUCCGUCCAGCUGUUACCCCCGAAAACACGAGUACUGCGAGUCUCUCCCAAUCUACCCUGCGUAGUUCAGGAGGGAGCUAUGGUUAUGACACGGGGCCACCAUGCUGGGAAUGAAGACGCCAAGCUCCUACAGAACUUGCUGGAAGCCUGUGGGCAGUGCAUAGAGGUUCCUGAGUCCUACGUCGAUAUCCACACUGGCCUCAGCGGCAGUGGUGUGGCCUUUGUGUGUACAUUUUCGGAGGCCCUGGCUGAAGGCGCCAUCAAGAUGGGCAUGCCCAGUGACCUGGCCCACCGCAUUGCCGCUCAGACCCUGCUGGGGACAGCCAAAAUGCUGCAGCAGGAAGGGAAGCACCCAGCCCAGCUGCGGACGGAUGUGCUCACACCAGCUGGAACCACCAUCCACGGGCUUCAUGCCCUAGAGCAGGGCGGUUUUCGAGCAGCUGCCAUGAGUGCUGUGGAAGCAGCUACCUGCCGGGCUAAAGAGCUCAGCAAGAAGUAAGGCAAGGCCUCAGACGAGACUACAGGCUCCUUGCCCAUCUGCAGGCUCUGUGGUGAGGAUAGCCCUGCGUGGGUGUUGUAUUGGGCGGUCCUCUGAGCUUAACGGCCAUAGUCUUCAUCCGAGAAGCUGUGACUACCCGUAAGAUACCAUCAAGAGGGGUUGGGGAUUUAGCUCAGCGGUAGAGCGCUUGCCUAGCGAGCACAAGGCCCUGGGUUCGGUCCCCAACUCCGAAAAAAAUUAAAAAAAAAAAAGAUACCAUCAAGAGUCAAGAUGGGGUGUGUUGACUGUGACGUUCAGUCAAGGAUUCAAGGAAGGAAAAGGGAGGGUCACUCAAUCCUUCUCUGAGAUUUCAGAUCCUCCUUCUGCACCUCCCAGCCAGUUACAGUUGUGUCCUCAUUGUGCAGGGCCUCAUGGUCUCAGGAGGGGGUAGAAUGUGUAGCCUGUGAAGGUGGUAGACAUCAUCCCCCAUGCUGGCGUGAGACGUUUUGAUGGUUGUGGCUGCUUUGUGAUCACCCACACUCCCGUAAGCAACACCCCGUUCAUAUUCUCUAAGCCCAAUAAACUCAUUUGUUCCCUAA